Messenger RNA from Colossoma macropomum (tambaqui), 2805 nucleotides. RefSeq names its product V-type proton ATPase 116 kDa subunit a1. Lineage: Eukaryota; Metazoa; Chordata; Actinopteri; Characiformes; Serrasalmidae. The record is from RefSeq and is a predicted model, not a curated record. Gene Ontology annotation, molecular function: proton-transporting ATPase activity, rotational mechanism; ATPase binding. The transcript has 25 exons. Gene Ontology annotation, biological process: vacuolar acidification; proton transmembrane transport. Gene Ontology annotation, cellular component: vacuolar proton-transporting V-type ATPase complex; vacuolar proton-transporting V-type ATPase, V0 domain; plasma membrane.
AUGUCCCCAUCUGAGAUCCUUGGAGAUUCUUUGUCCACUCUGACUAUCCUCUUCACAGUGCGUGGAGUUAAAGCUGAAGUCUGCAGGAUGUUUCGCAGUGAGGAGAUGUGUCUGGUGCAGCUUUUCUUCCAGACUGAAUCUGCUCACACCUGCAUUAACGAGCUCGGCCUGCUGGGACUCGUCCAGUUCAGAGACUUGAAUCCAGGUGCAGCAGCUUUUCAGAGAAGGUUUGUGAAGGAGGUGAGGAAAUGUGAAGAGAUGGAACGAAUCCUUCGAUUUCUUGAAGCUGAAAUCACUCGGAGCAAUAUUCCGGUCUCAGCGGUGGUAGACAGUGGGGGGGUCUCUUGCCCACGAGAGCUGCUAGAACUAGAGUGUAAAAUUAAGAAGCUGGAGGAGGAGCUGAAAGAGAUCAACGGGAACCAUGAUGUUUUAAAGCGAAACUUUACUGAACUGCUGGAGAUCAGAUCUCUGCUCAAGGUCUCCACAGACUUCUUUGAGGAGGCGGAGUCCCAGUUGUCCUGUUCUGAGCUUCCAUCUGAAGAUUCUGUCUCUAUAGCAGCUUCAUCCCGUACCCUCAGCCGCAGGAACAGCAGCAUCAGCACCAAUGGACCACAGAAACUCGCGUUUAUCGCUGGAGUCAUUAAGCAGGAUCGAUUUCCUGCCUUUGAGAAAGUCCUAUGGCGUCUUUUUCAUGAAAACUUUAUUCUGCGUCAUGCAGAAAUUCAGGAUACUGAGCAGCAGACGGAGGUCAAAGAGAAUCUCUCUGACAGAAGGAUGAAGAAAGAUGCGUUUGUUAUUUUUGUCCAAGGAGAUCAAGUGCAGGGAAAAAUAAAAAAAAUCUGCAACGGUUUUCGUGCUAAUCUGUACCCAUGUCCCAACACCCUCCACGCACGAGAGGAGAUGAGGCUGAACGUACACGCUCGAAUCGAAGACCUGCGAAUGGUUCUGAGGAGAACAGAGGAAUUUAAAGUCACAGUUUUAACCAAAACAGCUGCCAGUAUUCACCAGUGGGUCACUAAAGUGAAGAAAAUGAAAGCCAUCUAUUACACACUCAACCUGUGUAACAUAGAUAUCACCCAGAAGCUGAUAGUCGCGGAGAUCUGGUGUCCAGUUUCAGAUUUAAACUCUGUCCAGAACGCUCUGAUCAAGGGCUCAGAGCAAAGCGGUUCCACUGUUAGUCCGGUCCUGAAUCGGAUCCAAACCCAGCAAAUUCCCCCAACCUUCAACAGGACCAAUGAGUUUACUAAAGGAUUCCAGACCAUAGUUGAUGCUUAUGGAGUCAGCAACUACCGUGAGAUCAAUCCAGCGCCCUACACCAUAAUAACCUUCCCCUUCCUGUUUGCGGUGAUGUUUGGAGAUUGUGGACAUGGGCUUAUUCUGACACUGCUGGCAAUUUGGGUGAUAAAGCAGCAGGAGCAGCUGAGCCGGUGGAAGAGUGAGUUUGUGGAUGUUCUGGUUGGUGGACGCUUCAUCAUCCUGCUGAUGGGCCUGUUCUCCAUUUACACUGGCCUGAUCUAUAACGACUGUUUCUCCAAAUCUUUCCGCAUUUGUCGCUCGUCGUGGAGUGUCCGGCACAUGUUCCAGCCCAGUGGACCCUGGAGCAAUAAAACUCUGCAUGCUUUUGGUCAUCUCCAUCUGGACCCUGAGGUCCCUGGAGUUUACUCUGGCUCUCCGUACAUGUUCGGCAUUGACCCGGUGUGGAAUAUAGCGUCGAAUAAGCUUUCCUUCCUGAAUUCAUAUAAGAUGAAGAUGUCUGUGAUUUUGGGGGUCAGUCAUAUGCUCUUUGGGAUGGCCCUCAGUUUGGUGAACUACUUGCAUUUCAGAAAUGUCCAGAAUGUCCUGCUGCGGUUUGUCCCAGAGCUGGUCUUCAUGCUUUCUCUUUUCGGAUACCUGCUCUUCCUCAUCCUCUUUAAAUGGACUGUCCGGCUGCGGGCAGAAACAGCUCCCAGCAUCCUCCUGAUCUUCAUUAAUAUGAUGCUCUUCAGCUACCAAACCGAUGAUAAAUUCCUAUACAACGGACAGAAAGCGCUCCAGAUGUUUCUAGUUCUCCAGGCUAUCCUCAUGGUUCCAGUGAUGCUGCUGAUAAAACCGCUGCUCAUUUACAGACACAGAGUUGAACUCCAGCAGCAGGCCGCCGCACCUAAUAAGAAGGGGAAUCAGCCUAAUGAGUAUAAUAGUCAGUGUAGUUACUUUAAAAUAAAAUAUUCCUUUUUUCUUCAGUUUAGCAUGGGUGAUAUUUUUGCAUAUCAGGCCAUCCACACUAUCGAGCACUGUCUGGGCUGCAUCUCCAACACGGCCUCUUACCUGCGACCUUGCACAUACAGCUGAUUACAUUCUGAGUUGUCGGAGGUGUUAUGGCAGAUGCUACUGCGGGGGGCUCUGAGAUGCCCUCCCGGUUUUGGCUCAUUGCUGCUGGCGUUGGUGUUUUCCUGUUUUGCUCUGCUGACAUUUGUGUUGUUUGUCAUGGAGGGGCUUUCUGCAUUCCUGCAUGCUUUGCACCUGUACUGGAUUGAAUUUCAGAACAAGUUUUACCAGGGAGCUGGAUUCAAGUUCACUCCGUUAUCAUUCACCAGCCUCAAUAAAACUCCGCAUGCUUUUGGUCAUCUCCAUCUGGACCCUGAGGUCCCUGGAGUUUACUCUGGCUCUCCGUACAUGUUCGGCAUUGACCCGGCCGCCGCACCUAAUAAGAAGGGGAAUCAGCCUAAUGAGGAUCUGCUGAGGGCAGGAUAUAAUGGCUGUGUGGCAUGCGCCCGCCCCCCGGGCCCCGACGAUGAGGGCCGCGAGAGCUGGCAGGACGAACUUUAG